This is a messenger RNA of Epithele typhae, 849 nucleotides long. RefSeq lists its product as uncharacterized. The transcript has 5 exons. Bases 1 to 849 code for a protein of 282 amino acids. NCBI's taxonomy places the organism in Eukaryota, Fungi, Basidiomycota, Agaricomycetes, Polyporales, Epitheliaceae. The record is from RefSeq and is a predicted model, not a curated record.
AUGGCGGAAAGGAGCUCCGUGUUAGAGAACCAGGUUUUACUGCGGAAGCUACACGAGCCACGUCCACCCACCGACGCCGGCGCGAAAUCAUUCCUCGCCGAUCUCGCGACUCAGUCACUCGACGAGAUCAGUGACCCGCUGGAUGCGACCAUUCCGCGCGUGGUGUCGGAUCUGGGCUUCAAAACCGGCGUCCAUGUUGUCGUCACGAUGCCUGCCGUCGUGGAGACAUGGUAUUGCGAAAUUCAUAGACGAUUCUGGAUACGUCAAGAAAACCCCUUCGGGACGGAAUCGGGGUUCGAGUGCCUCCGCAGCGACAUACCUCAGUUCAUCCGAGGCAGACACCGGAUAUUCGUACGCGAGGAGUACAAUAAGAUAUGGGAUCAUAUCCGUGAUCACGUCUGUGUCGACUCAAGCAGCCUCGUCGUCGUAGGGCAGUCGGGCAUCGGCAAGACUUGUUUCCUCCGUUGGGCACUGCUGAAGGCUUUACUUGCGAGGAUGCCGGUCGUGUUCUCCCUCAUCCCUGGCCACUUUGUUGUCUUUGACGUAGCCGGGGUCAGAGAAGUCACCGCACAGCAGUUGGCGGACCUUCCACCCAACGUUCUAGGCCUUUUCGACACCACCUCAGGUAUUGAGCGUUGCCUCGUCUGCAUUGAGACCAAGCCUGCGGUAAUCUGCUGGUCUCCUCAGUUGGAACACUUCGAAAGGGUUCGGAACCAUCUCGACGCCGAGUGUUGGGAGAUGGAGCCAUGGACCAAGGAAGAGUCCGCAUUAAUUCCCCGCGUCGGAAAACCCCAUAUGUCAGAAAAGGCAUUGGCUGUCAGUCUGAACAGGCGUAUGAAGAAGCCUUGA